CAAAAAAUUGCUCAAAAGAGCAUUUAGAACUGGUAAAGCAGGCAAAAUGGACGGCAAAUUAAUUUUCUUGCUAUUUUCUAUGCAACUAUGGCAUUUCAGCAUGGCAAAUGAAAUACCUGAUGUUUUGGUGCAGUCAAAUGAAUUGGGAAAAUGCGUUAGCAGCUGCAAGGAUUUCCCAAUCAAAAUUGGCAAUAAACUGUACCACAUCGAGUCCAACUUGAAGGUGAACUGGUUUCAGGCAGCGGAGAAUUGUCGCAAAUGGGGCGGACAUUUGCUUAACAUUGAGAACAGCACUGAAAUGGACGUGAUAGUCUCCAUAGUGCCCUCUAAUCGUUUCUGGACAUCCGCAAACUGCUUGGCCAAAACUGGGAACUUUAUUUCGAUAGCAACCGGAGAGGCCAUGCCUUACUAUAGAUGGAAGGCUGGGCUACCGGACAAUAAAUCUGGAAAUGAAUACUGUGCCGAAGUUGCCGCAGGCGGUCUGAAUGAUGAAGCUUGUGAAACUCUUCUGAAUUAUGUGUGCCAGGCGAACAUCCUAUAA
Molecule: messenger RNA, 541 nt
Organism: Drosophila novamexicana
Lineage: Eukaryota; Metazoa; Arthropoda; Insecta; Diptera; Drosophilidae
Product: C-type lectin 37Db-like
Exons: 2
Coding region: 47-541 (164 amino acids)
Biological process (GO): biological process involved in interspecies interaction between organisms
Cellular component (GO): external side of plasma membrane
Molecular function (GO): carbohydrate binding
Source: RefSeq, a predicted model, not a curated record